AGAAUAGAAGAAGGUAAGGUGGAAACUGGUUGACGACGGUGUCCCUUACAGGAUCACCUAGUGCGUCAGUCACAGGGUGAGGGUUGAUUCUAUCGAUUUUCCGAGGUCAGUCCUAGCCUUCCGAUACGCUUGCGCGUGGUCGUGGAGUAUUUAUCGGAGUACAGCGUCGUCGAGCAAGGGGUGAGGUAUCAGUCAAGUAAAUAGGGGAUGUCCGAAGAGGUGAAGUCGUCGUGUCCAGUGUGGGAAACGUGGACCAUCCGCAUCAGGAGGUCACCUCUGGAAAGGGUGAUCCUAGUCUAGUUGAAAAGUACCGAAGGCCAAAGUGCCAUAGCAGGAUUAUCCUUUCGGGAGGGAGGGAGAGUGCCGACGGAGAAGAGAUAGAAGAAAGAGAGAGAGAAAAAGAGAAGACCUGGUGAGAAGGUGAGACUGGUACAGAACACUCAACUAAAAGGCAAUCCAAUGUAUUUCGGUUAUCGCGGCGACGGAAUAGAAAGAUGUCGCUGCCCCGAGAGUGGAGUUUUCAAGAGUCGUGUCGAUUGGUCGACCGAGGGCCAACCUCGACCUCGUCCCAGGAGAUGGUCGGCCCCGCCAUCAUCGACGAGAAUAUGAACCAACAGAACCAGCUGGGGUCCUUGUUCUCCAUUCAUUCGGCACCGGUGUUUGAUUUAAAUACUGGAAUACAAUCUCCAAAAAGACCAGCUUCCUUGAUGGUCCAGGCAACUGCGACCUCAACACCAGUGGUACCACCUCAUGUCAGUCCUCCAGAUACCAUUGAAGACGAGGACAAUGAUAACCUGCUGACUAUAUCUAGCUUGACCGCGCGACCUCUAAUUGCAAAGUCGCGGGAGCUAAGAUCAUCCAAGCAUUCUAGAAAUACAUCCAGAAAGAGAAAGAAAUGCAAGAAAGAAAAAGUACUCAAAAAUCCUCAUCAAAUUCCUUUGGAUGGCGGUUACGGCUGGGUCAUCGUAUUCGGAGCAUUCUUUGUUCAGUUCUGGGUAGCUGGUCUUGUCAAAUCUUAUGGUGUUUUAUACGUCGAGAUCAUGGAGACCUUCAGGGAUUCCUCGGCAUCCGUUGCCUCCUGGAUACCAGCCAUUCUUUCCUGCCUCUGUCUUGCUCUAGCACCCGUAACAAGUAUGUUGUGCCAAAAGUACAGCUGCCGUGAGGUCGUCUUCAUCGGGGGAUUAUUCUGUGCACUAGGACUCACAACAAGCUACUUUGCAACGAGUUUGAUUCACCUCUUCUUCACAUUCGGUGUCCUCACCGGCAUUGGUGGGGGACUCUCAACAACACCAGGAAUCAUUAUAGUCUCCCAGUAUUUUGACAAACAUCGUGCACUGGCCAAUGGGAUAUGCGUUUCUGGUACAGCAGCCGGAAGCUUUGUAUUUCCAUUGCUCAUAGAGGCAUUGGUAGCAAACUUUGGAUUCCACGGUACAAUUCUUCUUCUGGGUGGUUGCAUGUUACAUGUUUGCGUAAGUGCGACACUUUAUCGUCCUCUGGAAGAGAACAACGUGCAAGAAGAUGACACAGAUCAGGAUAGAGGAUCUUGCGAAAAGGUAUCAGAAACAUUGAAAGAGUUGGCUUCGACAAAGCAGCAAAAAUUGGAUUUACUAUUUGCAAAUGACUCCACUACGAGGCACAAUCUUUUGAAUGAGCUUUUCCAUCAGAAUACAGUGCUGGCUGUAGAAUUGACUGACAGCGAAGAAGAGAAAGACAUAAUGGGAGAAGGUCUCAGGAUGAAGCCGAUAUCAAAAAUUAGAUCAUCCAGUAUAUUGCACAGCGUAGAGGAUCUCUCUACAGAUUCAACCUGUGUUUACAAAGCCAGAUCAUCAUUGAGAUCAUUAAGAUCAUCAGCUCCAGCAGUGGCGCCUCCUGUCAUCAUCCAGCCCCAGGUCACAGAAGAAACCGGGGUAAAACAGUCCUUGACCCAAAAAAUAGCAAGAUAUCUGGACUUGUCUCUCUUGAAGAAUCCUCAGUUCAUAAUGAUGUGUCUCUCAGUCAGUCUAAUGUCUACUGGAAGUCCUUACAUGCUGUAUUAUCUUCCGGCUUAUGUUCACGCCGCCGGAUACACUAAAUCUGAAGCUGGAUACCUAGUGGCUAUAUCGGCUGCACUGGAUCUCUGUGGAAGACUCGGACUGGGCUGGCUCUCGGAUCUACAACUAUUCGACAGACGAAAAGGUUACAUUGGAAGUGUUCUUGGUGCUGGAGUUGCUGUCCUGGCUAUCCCAAUGGCUCAUUCCUUUUACGUGUUGGCAUGUUCCGUGGGAAUGUACGGACUAUGCCUAGGAUGCUGGUUCCUUCUUGUUCCCGUCCUGCUCGCUGACCAAUACGGAACUGAUAAGAUAUCAUCCAGCUAUGGACUGGUCAGAAUGUUCCAGAGCGUUGGAGCUGUCUCGAUACCACCAUUGGCAGGUUAUUUGCGUGAUGUCACCGGAAGUUACUCAGUCUGUUUCCUCUGCAUGGGUACAUGCAUGGUGUUGAGCGGACUUCCGCUUCUGCUGGUUUCCGGUGAAAAUUCGAAGCCCACUACUAAGGUGCCUGUGGACGUGAGCGGAACCGGAAGGGAUGCGGCAGUCGCCACUGCCAAAGAAUAGUGGAAAUGGAGGAAUAAUUAAUUCUUUCAAAUAAUCUGCAAGGAUGAGGCUGGCGGAUGUCGAAUUUGCUUUUUAAAAUUAAUGUAAACGUGAAGAUAAAGAGGACGUCCCGUUUAAGUCUCCUCGUUAUCAUCGUGAUAACGCCGACAUUUAUUUAUUAUGAUUAUUAUGCGUGAUGUUGUCGUUAUAUAUAAUUACUGGCAUUAUACAAUUAUCGUCGUCUUACAGUUGUUGGAUCUUUGGAUAUAGGAAAACGCGAGUUUCACGAGGAAUGAAUUUUUCGGUGCGUUCGCGGAAUUUGUACAUUUUUUCGAAAAAUUCAAGGCGACACGUCAUUGAUACGAAAGAAAGUAUCAGAGAAAUUUAAUUUGUCAGAAGAGCUUUCUUACUUUCUGUUCAUUCGGUAUACAUUGAUGUUUUCAUUUUAUUUGGUAAAACUACGAAAUUUUAUAAUGUUUCACUGUUUAUUCUUUUUAAUUAUUUAAAAGAAGUAAAAGAUACGCUUUAUCGAUUUCAAAUGGGAAUCAUUCGAGUUAUUGGGAGAAUUUAAUAUUUUUUUUAUUUUCAAAAAAUUAACAUGGACGCAUCGACUACGCGUGUGUUCUCUACACUAAUUUCGAGAAAACGACAUUUGUUUAAUGCGAAUCUUUUGGAAAUUCGCCACGCUGUUCUAUUCGAUUGCACGUUUUUUUAAACUUUGCUUUCCGUGUGUUUUCGAAUGAUCGUAUUUGUCGUUUUGAAAACGAUGUAUUUUGUGAGAAAGCGAAUUUUAGAGAGGGGGAGAGAGAGAGAGAGAGACGAGAGCGAGAUUAUAAUAAACGAAAGAAUCGUGUGAUUUUUUCAUGAGAAACUUUUCAACAAAAAAAAUGAUAAAAAAUACCGAAUCGCAUCGUUACCAUGGCUGUGCCUAAAGAAGAAGAGAAAAACUUUUUCAUUUUUCCAAGUGUGAUUUCUUCGUGAGAACGAAUGAGGGAGUGAAAGUGAGAGAGGAAAGAAUUUUUGAUUUUCCACUUAUACAUAUAUUGUACAUGAAAUUGGGACGACCCAGUCGGAAUUUCAAAAAUCUCAAACAGAAUGAACGAUUCUCGUUACUUAAUACGUGUAUUUUUGGUUUGCAAAUUUUUGCGAAUCUUUGUAAUUUUAUCUAACAAUUCUUAGUUCGACUGCUAUUUCCGUUCAUCGAGAACGAACGAGAUUCACGGCGAUAAUUGAAAGUAGCAAAUACUGAGGCUCACGCCCAUUUUCAUUGUCAUCGAUGACUCGGAGUCGUGAGAAAGUAUGGAUAGGACAUAGAGAGAAUGAAAAAAAAAGCGACAGACAACAAACGAUCUACAGCCUGAUUUGCAAAGAAGAACAAACGGAUUGCAUGAUAAAAAUAGGACUGUAGCUAAAUUAAUUGAAUAUCAAUUAUUAGUUCGACAACAAAACGCCGGGCAUUUGCGAGCAGAGAGAAUAAACUAAGAAUAUGGGAUCGGUACUUGCUUCAGUAUUGAUUCUGAUAAUAAAACAAAAAAGUGUUAAAAAACAAA
This is a messenger RNA of Cephus cinctus (wheat stem sawfly), 4120 nucleotides long. It is a transcript of the gene Sln, whose product is annotated as monocarboxylate transporter 12. The transcript has 5 exons. Gene Ontology annotation, molecular function: monocarboxylic acid transmembrane transporter activity. Gene Ontology annotation, biological process: monocarboxylic acid transport; transmembrane transport. The record is from RefSeq and is a predicted model, not a curated record. Lineage: Eukaryota; Metazoa; Arthropoda; Insecta; Hymenoptera; Cephidae. Bases 495 to 2591 code for a protein of 698 amino acids.